AUGCUGCUCCAGUCGGCGGCUCGCCUCGAGGAGGCCGUCGGCGCGGGCGACACUCUGACCGUGGACUCGACGGGCCGGCUCGCGGCGCUCGGCGUCCGCCGCGAGAUAUGGAUUGUCGAUCUCGAGUGGCCGUGGGAGCCGUGCCGCGUGCUGCCGACGCCCGAGCUGGCACCGCCGGUGGCGCUGGAGUGGCAGCCGCAGCGAGGCGCGGGAUCCGGGCGCACCAUCGCGUGCGCGUCCGCGGACGGAGCCCUCCGCCUGUACGACGGCGCCGCUGAGCCAGGCGCGCUGUCGCUGCUCGUCACGCUCUGCGGCCGGGCGGCAGGCGGCGGGUGGCAGGGCCCUCGCGACUGCGCGGUGCAGCACGUGGCGUGGAGACCGGCCGCGCCGCACACGCUUGCCGCCGCCACUGCCGGCGGCGGCCUCGCAUUCUUCGACUGCCGCGCGGGAAGCGCGUGGCACCUGGCGAUGCGUGAGGGCGGCGGAGGCGGAGGCGGGCCGUCGGCAUCAGAGGGUGGCGGCGCCGGCCGCGUCUCGUGGUGCGGCGGGCCGGCUGACGCUGGCGGCGUCGCGUGCGGGCGGGGCGUCUCGGUUGCCGUCUCGGUGGACUGGGCGGGCGGUCCCUGCGGCGGUCCCUGCGGCGGUCCUUGCGCGGGCGGCGAGGGGCUCGGGCCUCGCCGCGGCGCCCCCGCUGCGGAGGGCGACGACGGCGCGUCCCCGGGCGCGGGCAUCCGUUUGUGGGGCGUCGCCAGCGGCAGAGGAGAUGAGGCCUCCUCCAGCGCCGCCCUGGCCGCCGGCCUGGAGGGCGAAAAGGUGGCUGGCGAAAAGGUGGCUGGCGCGGCGGCGGAGUGGGGGGCACUGGAGAGGUGUGUGCGGGUCGCGCAGGCGGCGUGGGCGAGAGAGCAGCCGCCCUUCCCGCCGCUCCUCUCGCUGGCGCCGCCCGCGCAGUUCUCGGCCUCCUCUCCUCGCGAGGCCGCCGCAGCUUGUCGAGGAGUGCCGGCCGAGUCUCUGGUGCCGGCCGAGUCUCUAGUGCCGGCCGAGUCUCUCGCUGAGGUGCGCAUCAGCUGCACCUUGCCGGAGGUGGUCGAUGCCGAAGGCGUUGCAGCAGAGGGCGACGCAGCAGAGGGCGGUACAGCUGGGAGAGGAGGCGGCGGGGGAGGAGGCGGCGAGGGCGGAGGCGGCGCGCUGCCGCUGCUGCUGCGCUGGCCUCACGAGCUACCGCCCUCGCUCACGGCGGCGCCCGAGGCGGCCCUCAGCAAGGCGGGCCUUCGGGCGGAGGGGCGCGUGCCUGCCGGCGGGCCGCUCGCUGCGGCGGUCCUCUCGGAGGCGGAGGCGGCGCUCGCCUCCGCGUGGAGGAGCGCCGGCGCGCGCGACCUGCCCUCGCUGCUGCGCGAGCUCGCAAGAGCCGCCGCUGCAGCGGAGGCAGCCGCGCUGGCCGCGCCAGAGGCGGGCAGCUCGCGCGGCGGCGCGGCGGGCGCGGCGGACGCCGCAGCGGCGGCGGACGCGGCGGCGGACGCGGCGGCGGCGGCCCUGCUGCCCCUCCUCGGCGCGAUCCUCAGCGCGGCGCAGCGUGCGGCGCAGCGUGCGGUGGCAUUGCACCGGAUGCGCGACUGGCGCCGCUUGCGCGACGAGCAGGCGCAGGCCACCCCCCGCGAGGAGCGCGGGAGCGGCGCCGGCUUGGUCGCCACCGGCCCCUCGGUCGCUCUCCCGACGUCGGCGUCGGCGGCGGGCGCAUUUGAGCGACUGCCGCCGCCGCGCACUUCGGGCGCCUCGUUCUGCCCUUCGGGGCUGCUCCUCGCGUUUGCAAACGUGCCGUCACCGUACGCCGGCCUCGCAGAGGCGGAGGUGCCGCGCUCGUACGAGGACUUUCUCGGCCGGGCGCCGGUAGGCAUGCACAUCGCCCCCAUCGUGCGUGCGCAGCUGGCGACGGCUACUCCUUUCUUCGAGUCGGGCGGAGGGUCGACCCUCCUCCGCCCUGCCGGGAUCGCCGCGAUCGGCGGCGGCGGCGGCGGCAUCUACUCGCCGUCCGGGGAGGGCGUCGGCUUGGACGAGCGCGACGCCGAUGCCGACGCUGACUUCGACGAGGAGGAGCGAGAGUUUCGCGCGAGCGUGCGGGCGAUGGGCGGCGGCAGAGCCGACAGCAGGGGCGAGAUUGGCGCGGCGGGCGAGGAGGAGGGGGCCGAAGUCGGCGCGGGGGCGGCGCGGGGUUGCGGCCGAUCGGACGGCUCCCUGCACGGCCCGCUCCGCGCCCACCCGUCCGCCGGCGCGCCUUCCCCGCCACGCAGCAGCCGGCUGGCCAGCCUCGUGCCUUACCGGCUCGAGGAGGGCGCUCUCGGAGGGCAGCGGCCGCCGCUCCCCUUCUCGCCGCCGGCGGGCGGUAGGCGCGCGCGAGGCCGCCGGCGCGCGGCAGGCGCGGGAGGGGGCCGGCCCGCCAAGUCCCGCCUCCGCCUCCUCCGCUCCCUCGGCGCGAUGCCGUCGUCGCGCGUGACGACUCACGACGUGGCGGCGGCCAUCGAGGCGGCGCCGCAGCUCGCCGCGCGCUAUGCGCUCGGCAGCCUCGCGCGCCGCUUCCCGGCGCGCAGCGUGCGGAGCGGGCCGCUGCUCGCCGCCGCGCGCGCCGAGGCGGCGGCCUUGUGCCGGCUCAACGCCGAGGUUGCGUUGGCGCACGGAGGGCCGAGCGGCGGCGGCGGAGGCGAGUUGUGGAGGCAGUGGAUGCUCGUGUCGACGGCGCUGUCGGCCCUCGCCCCCGCGACCCAGGGCGGGGGUGGGGCAGGCGGAGGCACCGUAGGCAGCCCGCAGGUCUGGGGCGCGAGCAGCCGGUGCCAGCGGAGCGAGCGGGGCGAGUGCCUCGUCGUCAGCGCGAGCCGGCUGCCGUACGCCACUGCCGACACGCGCGACUAUGCGAUCGCGCUGCCCCUCCUUUCCGCGAUCCUGCACGACCGGGUGCGGGCCGCCGACGUGCAGAGCACCGCCACUCUCCUCGCCAUCUGCGCCACCGCCGGCGUGCCACUCAUUGCCGAGGCGGCGGCCGCACGGGCAAGCGACAUGUCCCUGCCGCUGCUGGGCGGCGAGGCGGAGGCGGGCCUGUGGUGCGUGGGCGUGUACGCAGAUCUGCUGCUUCGCUGGCAGCUCUUCCACACGCGCGGCGGCCGGGCCUCCAACGACCGCAUCUCGCGGACCAUCGAGGAGCGGGCCGCGUCGGCGCCGGAGGAGCCGCCCGGCGGCCCGGCGCAAGGCGGCGACGACGAGGCGAACCGGCCGGGUGGGCCGUUCGACCAGGCCGCCAUCUGGGAGUGCCGGAGAGUGCCCGGCUGUUUUGCCCGAGAGGUGACAGAGGGCAGUUUGACCAGGCGGCCCCGCUCCACCUCGACUGCAUCCCGGCUGCGCGGUCGCCGCCACACCGCCGCGUGCCCCCGCCCCUGA
Emiliania huxleyi CCMP1516 is the source of this 3423-nucleotide messenger RNA. RefSeq lists its product as hypothetical. Gene Ontology annotation, molecular function: protein binding. The transcript is spliced from 14 exons. Lineage: Eukaryota; Haptophyta; Isochrysidales; Noelaerhabdaceae. The coding region runs from base 1 to 3423 and encodes 1140 amino acids. The record is from RefSeq and is a predicted model, not a curated record.